AUGGAAGUUGGCAACAUAACCACAGUCACGGAGUUUGUUCUCCUAAGACUAUCCAACGACCCUCAGAUCCAGGUAGUGCUCUUUGUACUGUUCCUGGUGAUUUACCUCCUGACGCUCAUAGGGAACCUGCUGAUGCUGCUGGUGAUCAGAGCUGAUUCCCACCUCCACACCCCCAUGUACUUCUUCCUGAGUCACCUCUCCUUCCUGGAUGCUUUCUAUUCCUCCAUCAUUGUGCCUAAUCUGCUAGAGAACCUUCUUUCCGAGGGGAAGACUAUAUCCUUCCUUCAGUGUUUCACCCAGAUCUCCUUGGUCCUAUUUUCUGGAGCCACUGAAGCUUGCCUCCUUUCAGUCAUGGCCUAUGACCGGUUCCAGGCUGUGUGCCACCCGCUAUUGUACAUGGCGGUUAUGGACAGGAAGGUAUGUACUGGCCUGGUGGGAGCAUCCUGGGCCAUAGGAAUAGGGACUAGCCUAGUUAACACCCUCCUCCUGGCCCAGCAGCACUUCUGCGGCCCCAACCUCAUCCACGGUGUCUCCUGUGAGUUUCCCCCGGUGCUCCUGUUGACCUGUUCUGACCCCUAUGUUAGCACUGUCUCCAUCCUGACCACCAUGGUGGUCCUGGGCCUUGGCACCUUUUUCUUAUUGCUGUGUUCCUACACCCGUAUCAUCAUGACAGCCCUGAGGAUCAAGUCUGCCACAGGUCGGAGCAAGAUCUUCUCCACCUGCUCUUCUCAUUUUCUUGUGGUCACCAUCUUUUAUGUUUCAGGAGUUUGCAGGUACAUGACUCCGUUAUCCAACUCAGCCCUGGAGCAAGUGCUCUCCAUGCAGUACAGUGUGGUGACCCCGCUGUUAAACCCCUUCAUCUACAGUCUGAAGAAUCAGGAGGUGAAGGCAGCUCUGAGGAGGAUGCUGGCCAGGAAGCCCAGGCUUACCUUCUAA
Molecule: messenger RNA, 936 nt
Organism: Rhinolophus ferrumequinum (greater horseshoe bat)
Lineage: Eukaryota; Metazoa; Chordata; Mammalia; Chiroptera; Rhinolophidae
Gene: OR5BS1
Product: olfactory receptor 8S1
Exons: 2
Coding region: 1-936 (311 amino acids)
Biological process (GO): G protein-coupled receptor signaling pathway
Cellular component (GO): membrane
Molecular function (GO): olfactory receptor activity; G protein-coupled receptor activity
Source: RefSeq, a predicted model, not a curated record